Molecule: messenger RNA, 3194 nt
Organism: Magnolia sinica
Lineage: Eukaryota; Viridiplantae; Streptophyta; Magnoliopsida; Magnoliales; Magnoliaceae
Product: oxysterol-binding protein-related protein 1C-like
Exons: 10
Coding region: 544-2967 (807 amino acids)
Cellular component (GO): membrane; cytosol; intracellular membrane-bounded organelle
Molecular function (GO): sterol binding
Source: RefSeq, a predicted model, not a curated record
UCACGCGAGGUACUCGACAGUCCAGCCGUCUCUUUCCACCCGAAUGCCACCACCAGAAGAAAGCGACCAUCUGAAUUGAUAGUCCCGUGCACCACCAAAAGAUGAGACGUGAACUUUAAAAACGAGAAAAGUCUCUCUUCCGCAACCACGGAGAAGGGAAACUCCGGAAACUCCAACCGCCUUUUAAAUCGCUUCCCUUCCCCUUCCCCUUCCCCUUCCCCACUCGUCAGAUCUUAGCCAUCCAUUCCCCGCCGGCGCAUUCGUCGCUUCCGUGUCGCAGCGUUCGUCUCGGUAUUCCCAUCUCCUCCGCACAUCUGUAUCUGAUAAAAAUACGUAAUACACACGCUGAUACGUACACGCAGACCCGUAUACAUACGCCACUCUCCUCGUCCACCCUUCACUCUCAAAAUCCCCGCCGAUUUCCCCUCCAUCUCUCUAAAUGCCACCGUCCUCAUUUCUUUCAGUGCUUGUCACCCCUACCGAAAUUCCGUGAUCCGAUCCAUCCCCACGGCCAUGAUCUGAUCCGUCCAUCACUCCAAUUUCAUGCAUCCCUUCUGCUGUGGAUCAACGGUCCCCGUCGGACGGAACCCUGCCUCGUCGUCCCCGCUAAAGGAAUUCCUCGAAAUGCCCCCGCCACCUCACCCUUCCUCCACCGUCCGAUCCAAUUCCCUGCGCGCGCCGACAACCCGUCGUGACUCGAUCGAUCUCACCAACGGUCACUCCCGUUCCCGCCCGCCUAACCUCCUCAGGUCCCGGUCGCUCACCGCGCCUCGUGAUCCGUCCCCGGUCCUGCUCGGGGACCACCGCGAAGUCGUGAAGUUGAAUGAUGUCGUUGGGAACGGGAUCUCAGGAAUUCUCUAUAAGUGGGUGAAUUAUGGGAAAGGGUGGCGGCCGCGGUGGUUCGUGCUGCAGGACGGCGUCCUCUCGUACUACAAGAUUCAUGGCCCGGACAAGAUCGAGGUUAAUCAAGAAACAGAGAAGGGAUCGAAGGUGAUUGGGGAGGAGUCCCUCAAGCGAAUCUGCCGUCGCAAGAACAGGCAAUCCCAGUUGCACCGCAAACCCUUUGGCGAGGUCCAUCUCAAGGUGUCGUCAAUCAGGGAGAGCAGAUCGGAUGACAAGCGGUUCUCAAUUUUCACUGGGACCAAGCGGCUCCACCUCCGGGCUGACACGCGGGAAGACCGGGCCGCAUGGAUGGAUGCGCUCCAGGCAGUGAAGGACAUGUUCCCACGGAUGUCGAACAGUGAACUGAUGGCUCCCGUCGAUAGCUUUGUGGUAUCGACGGAGAAGCUGAGGCAGCGGUUGCUGGAGGAGGGGGUGAGCGAGGCAGCAAUCCAGGACAGUGAACAGAUCAUGAGGAAUGAGUUUGCAGCACUGCAGAACCAACUGGUGCUCCUCAAGCAGAAGCAGUCUCUGCUUAUUGACACCCUGAGGCAGCUCGAGACAGAAAAAGUUGAUUUGGAGAAUACACUUGUUGAUGAGAGCCAAAGGCAGACAAAGGAGUAUGGAACUGCUUAUAUUCCAAGAAAUGACAAAUACAGUGAAGGAAGUCCAACAGAAUCUGAUGAUGACAACGAAAGAAAUGAUGCUGCAGAGGAAGAAACAGAUGAUGAUGACAACACAUUUUUUGAUACACGGGAUUUUCUGUCAUCAAGUUCUUUCAAAAGCAGUGGAUCUGAUUUCCGAAGAUCAUCAUUUGAUUCAGAUGAUGAAGAGCUUUAUGCUAUUGGUUUUGAGAAUGGUGGUGAUGCUUCUAUAAGAUCUGUGGGAUUUAACUAUCCUCAUGUUAGGCGGCGUAAAAAGUUGCCUGAUCCAAUUGAAAAAGAAAAGGGAGUCAGCCUCUGGUCAAUGAUAAAGGAUAACAUUGGGAAGGAUCUGACCAAAGUUUGUCUUCCUGUUUACUUUAACGAGCCCCUGUCUUCUUUACAGAAAUGUUUUGAAGAUUUGGAGUACUCCUUCCUUAUCGACCGGGCCUAUGAAUGGGGUAAAAGGGGUAAUAGCCUUAUGAGGAUUCUUAAUGUUGCUGCAUUUGCUGUAUCGGGAUAUGCUUCCACUGAAGGAAGAAACUGCAAGCCAUUUAAUCCACUUUUGGGGGAGACAUAUGAGGCUGACUAUCCAGACAAAGGCAUCCGUUUUUUCUCAGAGAAGGUCAGUCAUCAUCCAAUGAUUGUUGCAUGCCACUGUGAAGGUAGAGGAUGGAAAUUUUGGGGAGACAGUAAUCUGAAAAGCAAAUUUUGGGGUCGUUCAAUCCAGCUUGAUCCUGUUGGUCUUCUAACCCUCGAGUUUGAUGAUGGUGAAGUUUUUCAGUGGAGCAAGGUCACCACUUCCAUUUACAACCUUAUUCUGGGAAAGCUCUACUGCGAUCACUAUGGUACCAUGCGAAUAGAAGGAAAUUCUGAAUAUUCGUGUAAGCUAAAAUUCAAGGAGCAGUCGAUCAUAGACCGAAAUCCUCACCAGGUUCAAGGUAUAGUACAAGACAGGAGUGGGAAAACGGUGGCCACAUUAUUUGGGAAAUGGGAUGAGAGCAUGCAUUAUGUGUUAGGCGACUGUUCUGCAAAGGGCAAAGGAUCAGAACCGUUGUCUGAGGCCUGUAUGCUGUGGAAAAGGAGCAAGCCAUCUUUAUUUCCCACUAGAUAUAACUUGACUCGCUUUGCAAUUACCCUGAAUGAGCUCACCCUCGGGUUGAAGGAAAAGUUGCCUCCCACUGAUUCAAGGCUGAGACCUGAUCAGAGGUGCCUGGAGAAUGGGGAGUAUGAAAUGGCCAAUGCAGAGAAGCUGCGGCUAGAGCAGAGGCAACGGCAGUCACGGAAGAUGCAAGAGCGUGGAUGGAAGCCGCAUUGGUUUGCAAAGGAUAAAGGAAGCGAUACAUACCGGUAUGUGGGCGGAUAUUGGGAGGCCAGGGAACAAGGCAAAUGGGACUUAUGUCCUGAUAUAUUCGGCCAACUCUCCACUGAUCAAAUGUUCGACUGAGAGAUGAAUGAUGCACAAAAGCAAGAGUCUGCUCCCAAUUUCACCCCUUACAUUUUUUUUUUUUUACCCAAUUUUCAAAUCUUCUUUUCGUUUCUUUUUUCAUUUUCGGGAUCUUGUGAUUCCAUUAGCAUUGCUCGCCAUUUUCGAGCUGUUAAGGUGUGUGCCCAAAUGGCAUGUAAAACUCAAAAAGGUAUCUUAGGCAGGCAAUAAAAGUGGUUCUCAUCUCA